Messenger RNA from Amblyraja radiata (thorny skate), 6109 nucleotides. RefSeq names its product spermatid perinuclear RNA binding protein (gene strbp). NCBI's taxonomy places the organism in Eukaryota, Metazoa, Chordata, Chondrichthyes, Rajiformes, Rajidae. Gene Ontology annotation, cellular component: precatalytic spliceosome. Gene Ontology annotation, molecular function: double-stranded RNA binding; single-stranded RNA binding. The coding region runs from base 473 to 2590 and encodes 705 amino acids. The record is from RefSeq and is a predicted model, not a curated record. The transcript has 19 exons.
UCGGGCGCUCAGAGCGAGUGUUCCCUCGCGCACUGUCGGACGCGGCGCCUUCGCCUCACUGGGCGCUUUCAUCCCCCUUGCCGCUUGAAUUAAUCCACCCCAUCACAACCCCGCGCCCAAUUGAUUCGGGUAUAUUACAUAGAACGCCUUGCCAUACCGUUUGCUAUUUUAAGAUCUGAGUUGUCGAGGGAUUACAAGGGCUUAUGAGGAAGUUCUGUUGCAAAAAGGAAAACCAGUGGCUAGAGGAGACUGCGGAAAGUAAGGAGCAUCGAACAGGACAAGGCACAAAAGAGAAGCUGGAAUAGCAAGUGGAGAAUCAUGAACUGAGGUACAGAAUGAGACCUUAUAUGCAGCACAGGCGGGGGAGAUCAUGUGGCUUGCAUGGCUACUGCAAGGAUGAAAAGUCUUAAAUGGACAGAGUCCUGCAAUUUUCCCCCGUUUGGGUGAUGGCUUAAUCAUUUGUAUUUGGAGGAUGAAGUAUAUUGAAAGAAUGAAGAAGACCAUACAGAAGAGGCCAAUCCGAACAUUUGCUAAUGACGAUCGUCAUGUCAUGGCAAAACAUUCCACAGUGUAUCCUUCCCAAGAAGAGCUUGAAGCUGUACAGAAUAUGGUUUCAACGGUGGAAUGUGCACUAAAACACGUAUCUGAUUAUUUGGAUGAAACUAAUUUGCAGUCAGUUAAUGUGGACGCGGAUGAAGAUGGAGCUGGAGACGGCAAAAAAAGUGACACCUCAGAGAGCAACUCAAGUGAACAGAGUGGACGUGUCUUGUGUGGAGUGAUGCGAAUUGGAUUGGUUGCAAAGGGUUUGCUGAUAAAGGGAGACUUGGAUUUGGAGUUGGUGUUGAUGUGUAAAGAAAAACCAACUGAGAAGUUAUUAAGUAUAGUCUGUGACAAUCUGCCAGUACAAAUUCAGAAACUUUCAGAGGAAAAAUAUGAAGUUGACAAAUGCACGGAAGAGGCGGCCAUCAUUGUCCAAAACACAAAAGAACCCAAGUUGACGCUGAAAAUCAUUCUCAGUUCACCAGUAGUCAGAGAUGAAAUGGAAAAGAAACAAGAUGGAGUAGAAAAUUUUGCGAUGAAAGAUCCACCGGACUUAUUGGACAGGCAGAAAUGCCUAAACGCCUUGGCGUCUCUGCGACAUGCCAAAUGGUUUCAGGCAAGGGCAAAUGGAUUAAAGUCAUGUGUAAUUGUGAUUCGUAUUCUGCGUGAUUUAUGCAACAGAGUACCCACAUGGGGACCAUUGAAAGGAUGGCCUCUAGAACUUAUUUGUGAAAAAGCCAUAGGUACUAGUAAUAGACCAUUAGGGGCUGGUGAAGCAUUGAGACGUGUAAUGGAGUGCUUGGCUUCGGGGAUUCUUCUACCUGGUGGUCCAGGAUUGCAUGACCCUUGCGAAAAAGAUUUAACCGAUGUAUUGAUCUCGAUGACUUCACAAGAAAUGGAUAAUAUUACUCAUAGUGCCCAGCAUGCACUCAGGCUUAUGGCUUUCGGCCAGAUCUACAAAGUACUGGAGAUGGACCCCCUUCCAUCAACGAGAUCUUCACUUCAGAAAUGGUCCCGAUCAUUGAGUGACCGAGAUGGACCUUUCUCAGCACCUUUGAAGAGACCGUAUGAAGAUAGUUUGGGAGAUGACAAAGAUCCGAACAAAAAGAUGAAAAGGAACCUGCGAAAAAUAAUGGAAAGCAAAGCAAUAGAUGUUAACCAGCCUAUGAAUGCUCUCAUGAGACUGAACCAGAUUAAACCAGGCCUACAGUACAAACUCCUUUCACAGUCUGGUCCAGUGCAUGCACCUGUCUUCACCAUGUCUGUGGAUGUUGAUGGUAAAACUUAUGAAGCCUCAGGACCAUCUAAAAAAACUGCCAAACUUAAUGUAGCAGUUAAGGUGUUACAAUCAGUGGGCUGUCCAACUGGUAUGGAUUUGAAGAUGGGGUUAGAAACUCAGGAAAUGGAAGAAAAGUCCUCAGGUGAUGAUAAAAAUGAAACUGUUUCCACAAACUCAAGCAAUGACAUUGCUGGCUGCGUUCCUGCUACCAGCACCAAUACUCUAGAGAUGAGAACGCAGGGCCCUAUCCUAACAGCCAGCGGGAAAAACCCUGUUAUGGAAUUGAAUGAAAAGAGGAGGGGUUUGAAAUACGAAUUGAUAUCUGAAACUGGCGGCAGUCAUGACAAACGGUUUGUCAUGGAGGUGGAAGUAGAUGGUCAGAAAUUCAAGGGAGCAGGUCCUAAUAAGAAAGUCGCAAAGGCCAGUGCUGCUUUAGCUGCCCUUGAAAAACUAUUUUCUGGUCCAAGUGCUACAAACAUCAAGAAAAAGAGGACUGGUCCUCCGAUUAAGGGUCCAAUAGCCGCUCCAGCUGUUGCAGUCCAAUCACUCAGAGGCAGAGGCAGAGGAGCCUUGAACAGAGGAGCGUUUGCCGGUGCAGCAGUAACAGCUGCUCCAGGAUAUCUUACACCAGGUUAUGGUGCACCAUAUGGAUACAGUGCUGCUGCCCCGGCAUAUGGUGGUUUUUUCAUUGACAAUCCCUAUUACCAGCCUCGAGCCAUCGCACCUUUUAUUAUUCACUUGGGUCCUCAGGAUUUCGUCUCUGACUUCUAGAACCAUCAGGUUGAGAUUUGAACACUUACUUUUUUGUCAUGUCAGUCCAGCUGUGGGCUAGGGGAAAUAAAACAAGACUGUUUCAAGGUCGUAUUCCUGAUUAGCCCUUGCAAAAAUAGCAGCCUUUGAUAUAGUAGCUUGCUAUUAAAUUAGAAUUUAAAUGUUCAAACCAAAAUCACGAGCAUUAUUUGUCAACUAUCCCAUACAUUAGCAAUUUGAACUAUACAAUAAAAUUGUUUUUCUUUCAAUACCACCAAUUUUAAUAUGCACCAAUCCUGUGCCAUUCCAUUGAAGAUUACACUUAUGGUCAUCAUACAUAUUUUGCUUUGGAUCGGGUAAAAUCUGUUGUAAAUUUGACUUAUUUUGUCUGCUGGUUAUUUACUUAAUAGGUUCAACAAUUUGAUUUUAAAAUGUAUGCCACUAAGGCUUUGAGAAACCACAGGAUUAUCAGUCUUAAGUAUAAUGCAAGAUAAAGUAACUGAAUCGAUCCAUUAUUACAAACCAGUGAGCAUUCUCUAUUAAGGAUGUAUUAAAGAUUUCCUUCAAAAAAAAUGUUUUUCCUUGCAUUGCUAACAAAACUAUAACUUGAAAUCAUUUCUAAAAUUAUGGUGACUGGGCAUUGUUUAAUAUAAGCAUAUGAAUGCCUUGUUGUUAACAAGAAUGUUGAAAUCAGAUAAAGGGUAUUUGAAAAAAAUGAGAUUAUCCAUAGUAUGGCUGAUGAAUGAAUGCUCAAACACAAAUCAGCUGAGACUAAUAUUUAAAAUAUGAACAGUGCUUGAAAUGCUUUCAUGAGUACUUUAUUUAUUUGCUAACUGAGUUGUAUUUAUUCUACAUCCCUUCAAAAUAUUAGAACUAUAAAUGCCAAUGAAAAUAUGUGGUUACUUACAAUUAUAUUCAUCUGCAAAUAUGCAAUUGAAGAACAAUGAUCCAUUUAUCAUUUUGUGACUGUGAUCUAAUGGUUCACACAUUCACCUCCUAAGUCAGAAGGUUUAGGGUUCAAUUCCUAGCCCAAAUACCCCAAUGCAGCGUCGCUCUCCUGUGCAGUACUGAUGGAGUUCAAUGUUGUAAGGGAUACUGUCCUUCUGAUGCAAUGUUAAACCAAGACUCUAUCUGAUCUCUCAGCUGGGAGAUCUUGUAAAGUAAACCCUGAUAUCCUACUAAAGUUUAUUUCUCAUUUGCAUGCUAAGCAGGUGAUACGGACACUAUCACAUUGCAAUUUUUAAAAAUAUUUAUUUUCUGAUCUGGGUUUCAUCGACAAGACCAGCGGUUGUGUCCAUCCCUAAUUGUCCUUGAGAAGGUUAUGGUGAACAACCUUCUUGAACUGCUAUAAUCCUCAUGGAAGUAUUCUUAUAGUAAUGCUGGGUAGGAAGUAUCAGGAUUUGGACCCAGUGCUGAUGAAGGACCAGCAAUAAAUGUCCGAGUAACUUGAAGACGAUGAUGUACUUGUGCACCCGCGACCCCUUUGCUUCUUCGUGGUAUAGGGGAGAAGGGAGAUACUGUUUGACCAGUCUGGGCAAAUAAUUGCAAUGUCGAUUAUACAUGGCACACACUAUCACUGGCGCUUCGUGCUGCAGAGAGAAUAAAUGUUCAGGGUGGUUGAUGGAGUGCCAGUAAAAUUAGCUGCUUUAUCCUGGAUGGUGUCGAUCUUUCUGAGUGUUAUUCGCUGCAUUGGUGACCCAGAAUUUGUGGAAAUAGAAGAGACUACAGAAACUGGAAUCUUGAGUAUAAUACAAACUGCUGGAGAACUCAGUCAAAUAGCAUCAGUGAGGGAAAUGUUCAGAAGACAUUUUGGGUCGGGGCCCUUAUAGGGCAAAAACUUGUUUAUGGAUACAGUUUGAUUUAGAUUUGUUGGAAAGUUAGGCAGAAGAGAGAUAUAUGGAAUUUAACUCAGAGUGAUGUCCUUUGGAAGAUCCACAAUUCUGGUAACACAUAAAAGUAAACGGCAGGGAUCUCUAAGCAAUGUGACCCCAGUGUCCAUAGCUCCCUGAAACUGAUGGUACAUGUGGAUAGGAUAGACAAGGUGUUUGGGAUGCUUGGCUUCAUAGGCUGAGGCAUUGAGUAAAAUAAUUGGAUGUCAUGUUGCAGUUGUGCAAAACGUUGGUUAGACUGCACUUGGUGUAAAGUGUGCAAUUCUGGUCCCAACAUGACUGGAAGAAUGUUAUAGAGAGAGUAGGAGACAUUCACUGUGGUGGUGCCUAGAAUGGAAAGUUUGGGCAGACUGUUUAUUCUGACUGAAAUGUAGGAGACUAAGGGGUGAUCUUUUAAUAAAAUUAUGAGUAGCAUGGAUAGGAAAGAUGGCCAGACCCUAUUUCCCAGGGAGGGCUAGUCUAAAACCAAGGGCAUUGAUUUAAGGUUAAAGGGAAGAAAUUUGAAGGGUCUGAGGGGAAAGUUUUCCACGCUGAGUGUGGUAAAUUUCUGAAUCAAGUGGAGGUGGGAGAGGCAGGUAUAAUGCAAUGUUUAAAAGGCAUCUGGGCAGAUAGUAGAUUAGGGAGGGCAUAGAGGGAAGCAAAUCUAAUGUGGGCAAAUCGUUUUUGUGUACAUAGGCAUCACAAUUGGCAUGGACUUGCUGGACCAAAAUCUGCAGUGUCCAUGCCUAUGAUUCUAUGAUAAUAUGACAAAGUAAUUGCUUGUUAGCAUUGUCAAUGAUUCAUUCUAUCACUUAUCUGACGAUCAAGAGUAGAAGAUGCAUACUAUUAGUCAGAUUGGAUUUGUCUUCCUGGUAAAUGCCAGUGUUGGAACUUUACUGGAAGGUCUUGGCUGACAGUUUGGCUGAGCACAGGUUUGCAAGCUGGGAUGUUGACUGGUCUCGUAGCUUGGCUGUAUCCAAUGCUCUCAAUGUUCUUGAUGGCACAUGGCGUGCUUGGAAUUGGCUGGAGACUGGCUUUUGUGAUGGCAGGGAUCUGAGGAGGAGGCUGAGGCAAACUCAGUACCUCUGGCUGAACAUGGUUGCAAAUGCUUCAAACUUUUCUCUCCCGUCCUACGCACCACCAUUGUUGCGGAUGUACCACCGCCUCCUGGUUAUUGCUUAGUUGUCCGCAACUAUACGUGACUCGAUGUGGCGGGACAGAAAAUAUUUGAUCUGACCCGUUUGUGAGAUCAUUUAACUCUAUUUAUUGAAAGCUGUUUUUGGUGUUUAGAUGCAACUUGUCUUGUUCUGUAGUUUCAUUAAGUUGGCAGCUCAGUAGUAGAACUGGUGCUGCUCUUGGCAAACACUUCUGCCUUCCCUAUUGAACCAUGGUUAAUGCCCCAGCGAUUGUAGUGGUAGAGUGAUGAAUGCUGUGACUUGAAGCUACAGAUUGUGGUAAUGCACAUUUUUUGCUGUACCUGAUCAUCGACAAUGUUUCUUGAAUGCCCACUUUUAAGCUAUCCCACUGUGCACUCCUGCAGUGUCUCACAACAUGACAAAGACAAGCCUUGAAAUGAAUUCAGAACUUUGUCUCCACAGGUACUGUGUGAUGAUCACUUCAAUUAGGUUUAUUAUUGUCAUAUGUAGCAAGGUAUAGUGAAAAGCUUUGUUCU